Homarus americanus (American lobster) is the source of this 4402-nucleotide messenger RNA. It is a transcript of the gene Gapvd1, whose product is annotated as GTPase-activating protein and VPS9 domain-containing protein 1-like. Gene Ontology annotation, cellular component: endocytic vesicle; cytosol. Gene Ontology annotation, molecular function: guanyl-nucleotide exchange factor activity; small GTPase binding. Lineage: Eukaryota; Metazoa; Arthropoda; Malacostraca; Decapoda; Nephropidae. The record is from RefSeq and is a predicted model, not a curated record. Gene Ontology annotation, biological process: regulation of GTPase activity; vesicle-mediated transport.
AGAAGUAGAGAGGUUCAUGAUCGUAAACAAAUAUGGUCUCAGUGUCAGUGGUGGGAGGUUAAUGGUAACACCCUUGGGUCAUCUGCUCUUGGCUCUCUAACCACCAUCACAUAUAGUUAACCUCUACUUCACGAGCUUAAUAUAGUGUCAAGGGUUGGAGCAGUAUGGGUAGUCUACAGGCUGACAUAGGCGAGUUGGCUCAUCAUUUGAAGCAAGAGCGAUUAUUUCUGGAAGCGGAGAAGCACCAAAUACAACUACUCAACGAGAGAGUCGGUAAAACUAUCGAACGAGCUUACCAUGCAUCGUGGGUCAGGGGAGAACAGCAAAGGAACUACGAUGACCUGGUACUGCGACCACACACCUCACCCCCUGCUUGCUGCCAGAGAACCAACCUGCUGAACCAACUCAAGUUCAUCGAUGGCUAUAAAGUUUUGGGAUUUAAUGUAAGUUCAGUAAUGAGGAAUUCUCACGGGGACCUGUUAUCAAGUCUGCGUGAAAACCCCCGACUCGUAGCCAGGUGUCUGGUGGUGGGGGAGAACCAGAGUCAAGAGGUGAUGCAAGUUACAGCCAGGACAGUCUUCUCAUCUAUCUACGCCAAUUGCCUCCUGCCUAAUGAUGAGACCUACGUGCUUAAUCUGUUGAAACACAUGAUGGAACUCCAGUUGGCACGUCAGAGACCCCAAGGGGUGCCCUGCCACUCCGCGCCGCUCAGUCAGGUUUACCGAGCCUACGUCGAUACUCUACCCCAGGCCAAGGUGUUCCUAACGGCCGCUCUGCACCAGCCAAUCGUACAGCUGCUGAUGGAAGACGAACUGUUCCUGGACAUCGACCCAUCCAAGGCCGCCGUCCGCUUCCCGGCCGAGGAACGACUCAGGAGGUUCGGCAAGGAAGGCACCCCUGAGUACAAUGCGGCCCUGGCCAAGUACCGGGCCUGGACCAUAGCCAAGCUGGUCAAGAUUGCCGACAGGUUCAUGGAAAGCAUAAAGGAGGCUAUGAAUUGUUUCCCGCCCCAGUUGUCUUGGCUGGUCAGGAUCCUCUACGACGUGUUGCUAACGGCCAAACGAGCUGACACCAGAGAGGUCAGCGCCAUCUGUGUCGACCUAGUGUUUGCCUUCUUCCUCUGUCCGGCUCUGGUCACACCCGAGCCACACGGGAUCUGUGACGCGCCCAUUUCUCACAUUUCCCGAUUUAAUCUCAUACAGGUGGCCCAGAUUCUACAGGUCCUAGCCAUGAGCAGAUGGGAAAGUCCAGAUGUCCGACUGACUGAUCUGUACUCACACUUCGACAAGGAGGUUAUAUCGGGCGUUGUUGAUGGGAUCCUGAAGGGGCGGGUCAGAGGCUCCACCACCCGGAAAUCAAGAGCAACAGCACCAAGACCCAGAACGAGGGUAGCGGCGAUUCAGAUUCCUAGGUCGUUACAUGAGUCCUCAACGACCCAACAACCACAGCAACUACUUCAAGGACAACAGAGCAGUAUGGAUGAAGGUGACGUCAUGCCUUCCCCUAUAGACUACGACACGGUGCUGGUCAUCUCACUCAACACCUCUAGUCCCCCAGAGUGCCCAGGACUCAUGUCAGAAGAUAAGGUGCUCUCAACUCUACAGGUGAUUUGCCAGCAAGUCAACCUCACGCGUCAGGAUGAACGUAGAAGACGAGGGGGACGGAGGGGGGAGGAAGCCACCAUCGAGAAGAGGACGAGGUUUUCCCUAUCCCACGACGAGGGGUCGAUAGGUAACACCUCUGACAACCUGGAGGCCAUUAGUGAGGCAGCCAGUAAUCACAGUGUUGCCUCUAGUCUUGACGAUGUGGAACAGGAAGAUCAGCCGGACAACUUAUCGGACAUGGUAUCGGCCAAUGUGUCGGGCAGAGGGACCAACGUCUCCGGCCGGGACACUCCGUCAUCCCAGGUGACCGAGGGGGAAGAGGCCGGCCUGAGGAGUGGGGAGGAGAACCAGCCAGCCCCUCCCAACGUCCCGGUACCGCCCCUGCCGCCCGCAGACAUAGAGGAGAAGUUUGGACGUUUCGAGAUCAAGCCGCUGAUCGGCGGAGACGAGACCGUGAUUCUGGUCUCCGACACCUGGAGCACCGACGUGUUGGCCAGCGACUCGGAGACGAUCGAGGCGGCCGACAGGGCCGACCGCGGAGACCAGUUCCACGAUCAACUCCUCAACCGGCAUCUGGCGGAGCUAGACCGGAUGCAGGGAGACUACCUGAGCGGAGACGCAGCCGGAGAGACUUUCGAGACGGCCUCCGAGGCCUGGAGUACGGACGUGCUGGCCUCGGACUCGGAGAGGAUGACGGAAUUCGACACGGACGACGCCCAGAGCGUGGCCAGGUCGGACGACACCGGCCGAUCCGAGGUGGAAGUCGAACUCGGCCCGGGGAGCGACCUGCUCAGACCCGACCCCACACAACAGGAGGAUAACGUCACCCCGGCACACGGAUCUCGUUCUCCGGUCGACGGGGCCAUGGGGGGCAGCGGGGGCAUACUGAAACCCAUGCCUGUUAUGCCCUCGCUGUCAGACACCGGCAACAACACACUGAGCGGCAUACUGAAGCCCAUACCAGUGGUGCAGAAUAGAGGCGGCAGACCGGCGACCCCCCCAGGCGGUUCGGGUCCAACGGCGGAUCUGGUCGACGCCCUGGAGCCCCCCGCUAUAAGCAUGGCCUCGACCGGGGCUAUACCAAAGAGCAUCAGCUUCGACAAGACGGCCGAGAGGGGCGACCGCGAUGCCAUCGACGGAGACGCCAAACACAAACGCGGAUUUUUCAAGAAUUUUAAACUCCCCGGGUUCAAGGGCCGACGUAAACCAGGGAGCAGGUCGGAUGACUCCACUGCCUACAUCCGCGCCGCCUCAACACCCAGGAACGUGAACGAGCCACCAAAAACCGAGGAGGAUGAACGACUGUACAUCGACCCGGCCAGCAUCGAGACGAAGCACGCCUUUGCUGACGCCAAGAGAAAAUUGCGUCUGGUCUUGAGUAUUGCUGACUUCUCUAUGUCGCCUUACCUGCCAGAGUUCGGCCAGCCUACGGGGAAUGACAACAACAGCCUGGAUAACAACGCGUUGACCUGGUUACGUGCCAAUGGGUCUUCUGCUCUUACUGCAGAAUACUAUGGAGGUCAGAGUACUAGGGAGGUCAGAGUACUAGGGGGGAGGUCAGAGUACAAAGGAGAGAGGUUUAAUAUUACCUCCUUACCUCAAUUCUCCCCUCCCAUUUCACCUCAGGGUAGAGAACACCUUGUAAGGAGCCUGGUGGACGACUACCGCAGCAGGUCACCCUAUGUAGCCUACCUGGUCCGUAGCAGGCAGGGACUACUGACCACUAUUGCUCACCUGGAGAAGCUGUUGUCGAGAAUUAACGCAGAUGGGGCCGUGGUAAUGUCGUCCAUCGUUGGGGUGGCCAGAAUGUUCCUCGAGCGUAGGGAACAUAGUCUCAGCCGGUUCACCCACGACUUCACCGUACUGACUGUUCCCGAUGAGAAAGUUCAGCUGAUCGAGAACUUCUUGUCCCAACUGUACUCUGAGUUGGAACGAGACCCGAUGUGGAUUAGCAGCACCAACGAGCAGUUGCACGCAGCACAGUUGGCCCUGGAACGAGUGGUUAUGUCACAUAUCUACAUCCAUGCCUUGUACCCCAACGGUGACGGAGAUGUGUCCAGAGACCAGGUUUUGCACGAGCAUAUGAAGAAACUGGCCGCCAUCACCCCAACUCACAAGGAUCUACGGAUUCCAAAGCUGUACCAGUAUGAGUGUCCGUGGCCCAGUGCUCAGGCAGAGAUAGUGUGCAUCAGCGCCUACAAGACACCAGGUGACAAACUACAGUGUGUGGUCCGAGCCUCCCAGACCAUAAUGAACCUGUUGUCUCUAGCACACGAUCAAUCAGUCCCGGCAGCUGACGACUUUAUGCCCGUUCUUGUUUACGUGCUCAUUAAGGCCAAUCCACCGGCUCUGCUGUCCACAGUCCAGUACGUCAACCUGUUCUUCGAGAAGCGGCUCAGUGGUGAAGACCAGUACUGGUGGACACAGUUCUGUGCAGCUAUUGAGUUUAUCAAGACUAUGGAUUAUAUGCUGUGAUGACCCCGGUAAGCAAGCGAAUGUGUCAGGAUCCUGUUCGUGAGUGCGGGCGAUGGUAGGUCGGACGGUCGUAACUCGGGGACUGCCUGUAAUGUAAAUAUUAAAAUAAGACGUUUGAUUUAUCGACAACAACAACCAUCUGUGAUUUAUUAUUGUGGUUCCUUUAAAAUUUAUGGUGUGUACAGUGGAACCUAUUAUGUUAAUGGUAGUACCUCAAUCUAAUGGUCUUAACUUAUGUAAACAGUAGGUAAGACAACUUUCUGUGUUUACUUUAUGGGAAACAAUAUAGAACUGUGGAUGAUAAAUAUUGGUACUAUAUGAAG